Hylaeus anthracinus is the source of this 12415-nucleotide messenger RNA. RefSeq names its product zinc finger protein 425-like. The record is from RefSeq and is a predicted model, not a curated record. The coding region runs from base 663 to 2069 and encodes 468 amino acids. Gene Ontology annotation, molecular function: chromatin insulator sequence binding. Gene Ontology annotation, biological process: regulation of transcription by RNA polymerase II. Gene Ontology annotation, cellular component: chromosome. Lineage: Eukaryota; Metazoa; Arthropoda; Insecta; Hymenoptera; Colletidae. The transcript has 7 exons.
ACAAUAUCUAUGGUAUAUAAAUAAGUAGUGGACAUAAUAUUAAAUUAUACAUUGUCAAUAAAUAGAUUUAUAAUCAUUCAAAUUCCCCAAAAUACCGAAACUUUCGAAUUCAGCUACAUUUAUCGAACCCCGAGUGGCUCGAGGCUACAAACAUUUCCUUUAUACGAAAAAAGAAUAGUAUCGAAAAAGUUAAUUUCCCUCUAACAUGGAUUCACCGUAUAUUCGAUUCACGCGAGCUCCAGAAUUGCUAGUCACGGCACUGAGUUUGAUAGCGGCGUCUGCGCAUGACCGCGGACCCUCGCCAUAUUUAAUUUUUCCCCAAAUUUUGCGAGCGCUUAACGUAAAGAAAAUCACACGAACAAAGAUCGUUCGCGAGCCGACGAUUGAUUCGCGUAAUUCGUACGCGAGCACAGAAUGUCGUCGAUCACGUUGUCUGGAAAAUAUCGUGCGAGAAGCGACGGGGCGCAGGUCGCGAUACUCGCGUGCAUCCAACCCCCGCGGAUUUUUCCUCGGCCGCGCGCGAUUUUAUUCUGCGCAUGGAAAGCAAUUUUGCCCAAUCAUAAAUAGGGCUAUUGUGGGGGGAUGGUGUAUGCUGCUGGCGCAUUUCAUACAUCCGAGUGUAAUGGUAACCAGAUAGAGGCGUCGCGCGGGGCUAUCAGCCGAUGGAAUAUGGGAUCUGGAGUCUUCACGCCGCGGGUGAACUUUGGGGUGACCCGCGUCUCGCCCGAAGGCACCCGAUUCUGCCACCAAGCGCGACGCAGCUGCUACCAAGGGCAGCCUUCGCCCUGAGCGCCCUUCAUCGGCCAGAUAUGGUCCCGUUACCGCUUACAUCGCCCGGACCACCCUACGGGCCCAUGGAGCUGGUCACGAAACCCUCCGUCGCCUCCAGCGACGGCGACGUCGAGAAAAAGGACUCGGAGCGGGAGGACGACCAGCAACCACUAGACGACAACGAAGGACACAUCGAAAAUCCAGACGAGAAUGAUAAUCAGAUCUCCGUACCAAAAGAAAACAACGACAACGAAGACGCCGGGGAGGAAAGCGACAGCGGAAGUACAAGCAGUUCCCACCGUUCGGCUAACAAUAAUCUCUCAACGAAGCUGCUUGACCCGAUGGCUUACCUUGCUUUCGAUAAGGAAGGAACUGUUACGCCGGUUCUAAAUGGAUGGGUCCUCGGCGCAUACACCGCCAUGUUGGGAAGACUAUCUGCGGCGACGGCGGCCCUCGAGGCUACAGAGAUCCCAAACAUUCCCUCCGACAGCGACUCAGAGAGCGAACAUUCGUCUUACACCGAGAAGUCUCGAGGCAGCAGUCCAAACGUGAGCAACGCUCAUCGCGGUUACUCCUGCGGUUCCUGCGAAGUGGUGGCGCCGACCAGGCCCGCGUUGAGGAAGCACAUCGUCGAUUGUCAUCCGCCGGUCUCCAGCACGGAGUCAGGAGAAACGAAAAGCUGCCCUUCAUCGGGUUGCGACUUCAUAACGAGCAGCAGGUGCGAGAUGGAGACCCACGUGGCCGCGCACGUGGCACAGGGAAUGACGCCGACAGGGAAAAAGCGAAGCCUGGCAUUGCAACGCGUCAGGUAUAGAUACGAAAGGGAGGAGUACCGUUGCUCGCUCUGCUCGUACGCUUGCACCAUCGAGAAGGCAUUCCAAAGGCAUCUGAGGGCACACGCGAAGGGCCCAGCACCCGAGACGAGGGUGAGCUGCGCGGUUUGCGGAGCCGACCGAUCGUCCGAAGUCGAUCUCAGCAGACACAUGAGAAGGCAUCGCGACGAUCGCUAUUUCUGCUGCGAUAUUUGCAUUUUUCGCACGGUACAACUGAAAAAGCUCAUUCAACAUCGACGGAUGCACACGGGCGAGAAGCCUCACCUUUGUCCGCACUGCGCGUACAGAAGCGCCCGUCGCGACAACCUACGAAGCCACGUAAGACGAGUCCACAAAAAAGAGAAUCUCUAUUGCGACACGUUCAGUCCACGAGGUAUGUUGUUAACGCCCACGAUCGGAAGGGACACCCCGCUCGUCCAGAGUCCAGAACCAUCGCCGUCCUCGAACACGGAGUCCACCAACUAGCGAAGCAACCGAUCGAAACACGAUCGUCGUCCCCUUGCAACGUCCUAACUUUGUCAAUACUUCGACCUAGGUGUUAGAAUCGCGGAGGCGGAGGUUUUACAUCGGCAAAGCCAAUCGUGCCGUCACCGUUCAAGCUGCUCAGAAGAACGACGUCCACGUCGACGAAGAUGUCUCGAGAAACGAUAGAAGAGACUUCGCGUUUGUUUCGAUUUCAUUCCGAUAUGUUUCACGAAUACUCGACUUUUCUCGAAGGGAUAUUUAUAUUUAGUUGUGCCACGUGUGGCGGUCUUUUACAAAUUUCAAUUAUGCAGAUAGACGUCUUAGGGUGAACCAAAAGUUCCUGCGUUUUUUACAUAGUUUCAGUUUGUGCUAUUCUUUGAAGUCGUUAAAAUUACUUUAUAUGCGAGUGUUGUAUAUCAUUUUGUAGCUUUUGAAAAUCUCUUUUGUAUCGAAUUAUUAGUUAAUUUAUUGAUCGUUUAAUUGUUUUUCGUUUUAGUAAAAUCGUGGAAAAUUUUGGAAGCGAAACGAGCUGAAAAACGCACGAACUGUUGGUUCACCCUAAUAGAUAUUUUAGCAAAACGUUGUAUAGCGUUUAACUCGUUGGAGCUAGGAGUACAACGUUUCGUAAAAAUGUUUAAUUUUAUCUGGAUAAAUGUUAAUUUGACAAAAACCGCCACGACGUAUGGUGCAACCCAACGAAAUCGCUGGGCGGCAAUCUUCUCGAGACAAAAGUAAUUGUUGCGCCCACGGAUUACUGCGGAGGCAGUGUAAAUACGUGAGAUUUGUUGUCUGGGUCAGGUGGGAGAAUCAGUGACGGUUCGAGCGGUCAGAAGUUGACGAUUAGCGAUAUUCACGAAGAAUGUGUAUUCUUGAUGACGCUAUAAUUGCAGACAAUUCAUUGAAAGCUCGGUAGACUUUCGCUCGUCACUUGAAAGUGUUUGAAAUCUUGCUUUGGCACAGUUCUGUAUAUAAUUCUAAUGAAGCACUGGAGAACGAAACGUGACGCGGAUAAGAAAGACAAAACGAGUGCAACUUCUGACUAGUGAUGAUAAGGUUUGCCCAUAGUAAAUAAGAAACAUAUAGAUAAUUGCAUGCGAACAUCGAUAAUUUAAUCUAAUCUUCAAAUUCUAACGAAAUCUUAUAUUAGUCGAUUUAAUUGUCGGAAUUCAUCCGUUGAUCAGACGAUGAUGAACGGGAAUAAUGCUGCGCAAUGGUGCUAGAAUCGUAGACUGGAUUUACAGAGAAAUUUCCUUUACUUCGUUACUAUUGUAGAGAUGCUUUCAAUUCUCACUUGAAGUUCCUAUUUUUCUACUUAUUCUCAUUUUCGAGAGUGUCUUCUAUAUUUAUUAACGUAGUUUUUCGCUACACGAAGCUUAGAUUAAUCGACCAGGCCUGGUAUCUUUAUAAUAGUUAUGCUACGGUGAAUGUGAUAAACGCGGUGACUAUCCAUAAUCCCCAGUUUAUCACAUACACCGUAACGGUUGCAUUUUAUUGCAUUCUCUGUGUUUAGGGAAGCGACUCGUUGCUUUCGUUGAAGUUCUUCGAUUAUUCGAUUCCAAACUUGCUUCGAAUGAUCGUUUCUCUUAUGUAUUCAAAUGGGACUUGCUCUUUGCAUAUAGAGAAAUAGGAAUUAGAAUAAAUAUAUUCGAGCAAUUGAAUUUUUCCGUGCCACUCGAAAUAGUCGAGCUACUCGAAGCGCAUUCGAGUGUUUUAAUGAUGAAACCUGAUCACUUGGAUUGUAUUCGAGUCGGUUGGAAAAACCGAGUUGCUCGAAGCAUUCGAGUUCUCGGACAGCUCUAAGUGGAAGACUGAAAGUAGAAUCAGCGUCAUCGUCCUUUUGAUUCGAACGGAGGAUCGUUAUUGAAGACUGCUAUUCCGUACCGAUGGCCAAGAGACGCUCGUGCACCCCAAAAUUCUAAAAAAUUGAGCUAAUCAUUCAACCAAGUUAAUAUUUUAAGUAGUAUAUAGGAUAUGUUUCGUAUCCUCUAUCUGGAACGCGCUCCUCCCUGUUUUUUGAUCGUUCAGACGAACAAUCGUAACAUCUUCCAUCGACGAUCAGUGAGCCAUGCCUUCUGCUUAUUUUUGAUUGGCAGUCAAUGAACCGUGACACGAGCACAGGUUAAAAUGAUCCAAGAUACACAACCGAUGCCGGUAUCCUCUGUAUCCUCUGAUUACUGAAGAACCUAACUGCACUACUGUCCAAAUAUCAGAGUAUCCUAUUCAAAGUUAUAAACCCAGAUGCCUCUGUUAAUAUCGACUACGAAAGCGUUAAAUAUCUCAAGUACCGCUCUAAGGUUCUAAUUGGACACCAGCACGAGAUCUCUGGCCUACGCGAAAGGUGCUAUUUUGCAAACAUAAUUUUACUCUCGCACCCUCCUGUAUCGUAGCUCUUCCUACGCAUUAUAAUUGUCCGAGCUGUAAUUAUGAUUGUUAACCGUAUUAUCGUUAACGGUAUACGCUGUUAUUAUUGCUAAUUAUCAUCAUUGCGAUUAUUACGUUCAGCGUGGUAACGAAAACGCGGUACCAUUCGUAACGCGGUGGUAUCGCGUUUCGCAAACAGUUAUGGCGUACCAUAUGUUCGUUAACCGAGGGAAGAGUGAAUUUUAUCAAAUUUCAUAGAGAUAGCGAUAAGAGGUUCGAAAGUCUUCUGCUGUGGUCAAUAAGUGUAACCCCCAAAAAUUACAUGGGAAACGAUAACGAUACUUUCAAGUAACAUCAUUUAACGUUUUUACAUUAGCCAUUCGAACGAUGGUUCAACUAUACGAAGAGGACGAGAGAAUGAUUGAUUAGCGAUAAUUAUACAGAGUGCAGGACAUUUUCCAACGAAUCGUAAACAUUUCGUGUGUCUCGAUUAAGUCGUAAGUCGUAAGUGUGAGCCAGCGAGCAGAGUAUGGUUGUCCCGCGGACGCGAGUUUUCGUUGCGCGCACUCGCUUCAUAUUCUAUCCUCACUUAACGCAGGUUAGACAUAAAUAAAUGGCAAGUUUUUUCCUCGUUAGGAUCGAAGACCGUCCCCAAACGAUUCUACCGUACAUUUUCUGCUAUAUAAAGCAGAAGAAAAAAAAAGAUGGAAAAGGUGGGAGAAGAGGCGAUAAGGCCGAAGCCGAUCCAUAUAACAUAAAUGUGUGUCAAUUUUUAAUGUAUCAUAACUACGUUCUAGCGGGUAACGGAUUUUAUGGGGAAGAUAACGAGGCAUUGUAAGAGGAUCUAUGCUCUUCGAUGCGCAACGUUACGGCCGCGAUCGUAAGCUACGUUUUUUCUCGUCCGAGACGCCUGUAUUCGCAUUUCAGAAAAACGAAGAUCUGUCCCCCGAAGCGACUGAAUUUCUUCAAGAUCGUUACGAUUGAUCGAAACCGUGAACAAAUUCCAACGAAAAUUGAUAAUUGAUUCUUUCUUCGAACUGUCGUUUUCGGCGUAACUUUUGUUCCUAAUUAUUUUAAGCAGCGUGUGCCUGUCCACGUAGUCAGUUCAUUUUUUACAUCUAUUUUAUUAGAAUCGAUUUCUGACCGCUUUGAAUUCCCGAUAACGUUACCGAAUUUCGAUCAAUCGUAACUACAAUUGCAAGCAUUACUAAAGAAAAUUAUACGCACUUUUCUCUGUACGCGUACGUGUACAGUACAUAUAUAAGGUGUGACGUGAAUUGUAGUACAACCGGAAAGGGAGUGACUACGCGUGUAAAAAUAAGUCGGAAAUGUGGAACACAUCUGGUGUUUAUUUAUAAAUAUCAAUCGAAUCCCGUGUUAUCUAGACGCCUGAGCGAUCGACUUUUAAUCGUGGAAGAUAUUUACUUCUUUUGGUAUGGAUUACGUCAUUGACCUCUUCGAAAAGAAAUUAUUUCAUUCGAUAUAACUAGGCCGUGGAUGUUCACGCAAAUUCAUAUUUUUAUAAAUACAGGAAAAGAAUUUGAGCUUAAAUAAAAAUUUGUCCCAUAUUCUAAACGGUGUAACACGUGUGUUAUCGUUGAUAGCUUAUAUACUUUUGCAUUUAUGAACAUUUUCAUUCGUGCAUAAAAAUCCGCAGUCCAGAUAUAACUUCAUAAUCAAAGAUCAAAUUGGAAAAGAGAUCAUGGGGGCCAAAGCUAUCAGUCCAGUCUAUGCAAAAAAUACGUCCAAUAAAAUACAAAAGAAAAUUAAUUACGAACUUACAACGAAUAAAGACAUUGCGGAUUGACUUAUUCCUCAAAAUAAAUAUUCAUUCGUCCAACGCGAUAUUUAAUUUCCGAACGGAAUUUCUAUCGAUCGAAUAAGAAAUUUGAUUAUCUUCGUCGCAGAGGAAAUCAUUACCCGUUUCAAUUGUACCACGAAUCACGUCCACUGGUCCAUAUUCUUGCUUUUGAUAUAUGUGUACAUUGUAUUUAAAUGAUACUUUAUAUUUGUAAGGGAUUUAUUCCACGACGGCAUAUGUAGCGUUUACGCGACACUUUUUAUAUGCAUGAUUUUACAUGUGUGUGCUAGCGGAGUUCCCUUGUUGAACGCGUAGAGGGAGGCAGAGCUGAGGAGGAUCGUCGUCAACCUUUCGUUUUUUCGGACUUUCGUAAACGCACAUGGAUGGGAUGUGCUCUCCUACGUGAGAUGUAAUAUUUUUGGUACCGGACGCACUGCGAUAUCCCCCGACGGACGAUAUCGCGGAACGACGAUUGUUGAUUGUUGGGUAUAUACUGAUGCGUUGUGUAUCGUACACGAUAACGAUAUUCUAUUUUUGAUAACCGCUCGAUUGAUUAUUCCAUUUAGAACGAUUGGUCCACGGCCGCGUUUAGAUAAUUUCUAGCCUUUAAGAUUUCGCGAGCGUAUCCGAGACGCAGACCGCGUCCGUCGCUUUCCUUUCGUUGACGUUGCAUAAAAAGCUCGCCCAUGGACGAUUUUUUCACGGGGAAUAACGUCAAGGACUCAGGAUCCUCUCGAGCAGCGACGGGACCGAUCCAACGAUCCGCUCGUUCCUACUCAAACUGUACUCGUACCAUUCAAUUUUUAGUCGUUCGCCGCGAAAUAUCUCCAUCUGUUAUUUUAUCGUUUAGAAUGCAACUUUCGUGGAACGAACAACGACUCGAGAAUCGUUCACCUUUAAUUCGUUGUUCGAAAUUUAUUUGUUACCAUAAAUGCGGCGAUUAUGCAUAAUCCACAGUUUAUUACAUUUACCGUAACAUAUUCGCACGAAAAUUUUGUCCGUGUUCGGUCCCAUCGCUACUUUCGAGACGAUGCGAGACGCACGAGCAUAGGUAAUCACGAUCGUUGCUUUAAGGAAUUGCCUUUCGUGAAUGGACGUAGAGCCUCCUCGAGCCGAGUGACGAUUUAUUGGCAUUCAUAUGUAGUAUACGGUGUAUAUACCAGCGGGUGACUUUGAAGUUCGAACGCUUUACAAUUUACACGUUGCGACCCUAUAACUUUGCCCAUAAAGAUUUUCUUGCGAUUUUCAGGUAAUUGCGAUACAUACGCCAUUAAAACGUCGAGUCUAGUUAUCAAAAGUAUAAAGUUAAAAAAGCUUUACGCUUUCGUUAAUAAAACUCGUUUCGUCGAUAAAAAUGCUUCGAUGCAAUAUACCUCGAUCAUUUUACCCUUGGACAAAGUUAUAGAGCAACAAAUAUAAAAAUUGCAAAGUGUCCGAAUAACAAAGACACUCGCUGCAGUAUACGGUGCAUAUAUGCGUGUAACAAAGGUCUUUUUAUUGCAUCGUAUCGUUCGAGCGAUCGAUCUCAGGUGCGUCCGAGGAUUUAUUCGAAUUAAUUCUAGCCAAGCUCAUUGUUCGUAAAUGUCGUGCCAAUAGUAAGAGAUAAUGCGUGCCAAGAAUAAAAAAAAAAAAAAUGAAAAGAAGAAAUAAAUCGGAGGAUGAAAAAAAUACAACGCCAAGCAAGAGAUCGGGGAGAAGGAGUGUAGCGUUUUAAGUGAAUGAGAGAACAGAGAGACGGAGGCUGCGGACGAGUAGAAUCGCUCGAUCGAGUAUUUUCCUCUGUUUCUUCCGUUUCGCUAGUCGAUUAAUUAGACACGCCAAUCGAUCUUAUAUAUAUAUAUAAAAAAAAAACUAUUAUCAGAACGAAAAUGCUCGUCGAGCGAAUUUGUCUCGUACGAAAUACGAACUAGUUGUUACAAUCUUUUAACUGUUGAAUUUUUGCAGUAGAUGGUAAGUGUCUUAACGUAUACCUUAUAUAUAAACUACACGAUAAUAUAUUCUAUAUUAAUGUUUCUUAGAUUUACGUACACGAACGAUCAAUCGCGGGCUUUCGUCGACGAUCGUCCAAUCGGUGACGCUCUCGUUUGAAAAGCAAUAUUUCGCGAGCUACGAAUUUAUUCUAAUUGAUUGUCGCGCCAAUUUUCGCCAAAUUUCCUGAUCGAUUGGGCAAAACGAGAGGUUCUCUCGGCGAUUAUCCACGCGAAGCCAUCGGGUUGGUCGAUUCUGGAAACCUUCGAGGAAUUGACGCCUAAACUAAAUUACGAGGUUAGAACGAACGUUAGGUUCGACGAAUCUCUCGAGAAAGAACCGGGAUUCGAGUCGAGGCAAGAUUAUUUUCGGUUGCGUUGACACGCUCGAUACCGAUGACUCAACGUGAUGUAACGAUAUCAUUUCUUGACAUCGAUGGCGAUAAGAGCCGAAAAAUUAAAUUCGACGAGCAUUCGUUCGAACUUUCUUCUAGUCUCUGUUUGCAAACAAGUGUAAAACUAAUAGAAGUACAUGUAGGAUAAAAGUACCUACGAGGUUUAUUUGCACGAUGAAUCAUGAAAUUCUUAUCUUUUUGAUUGUACUACUAUCGGUGUCAAGAUAUAUAUCGAAAAGAGAUCGGCAAGAUUUUAUUCGAUCAAUACGCAACGAAUAUGUUACACGUAACAAUUUAUUCGUGACGUUUACGCAACCGAACAAACUUUUAUAUUCGUUCGAUAUGAAAUGGUUGAAAUUCUUAUUUAAACGAAGUUUACAGAAACUAGUUGACGCAUCUUGCCCAAUUCUAGUCUCGAGUGUGUCGAGACGCGAAUCGCGGUAAGUUUUUCGGUAAAUUUUUCAAACGAGAGGACAGGUGCUGAAUUUGUCGAAGGACGUCCGGCCGAACGUCUUAAACAUUAAUACAAUCUAAAUGUGAUAAUAUAUUUGCUAUUGAAUUACGACGUAAUUAAUUACAUUAUAAUUAUUAACGACGCGCGAAUCGUACGGGAGAAGCGAGCAAUUUUAAGGAGUCCGUCUUGACACGAGUGAAUAAGCGGCGAACGUCGAGGCGAGGCGAUCGACGAGAUUAGGCUUUUCCUUUGCUCCAAUUAGGGAUGCUCGAUUCUCGUGGAUGAAAUCGAUUCUGGAAUCAAUUUUAGCUUACAUAUUUAUGUUGCGUGUAUAUCGGAUAAGUUGGACAAGUGGUAGACAUAUUGGACAAGGGAAACACAAUAAGGAAAAAAUAACAUGAUAGGCGCGUGGUUGGAAAAAAACGAUGAAAUGGAAUUAGAUAGGGCUGAGGUUUGCCUAAAACGAUAUUACGGAUAGCCAGGCCACGUUCGAUGAACGAUAAAUAAUCUUACAUAUACACGUUUCUGAAAAACGUAAAAGUUCCAGCAAAUAACACUUGCUCUUGCCGUAAGGGAGAAAGAAAUCCACGUUUUACGGGAGACCGAAAGAAAUCAAGUGUCAGACAUUCCAAAAUAGAAAAUCAGGUGUAGGAGCGGUCGCUUUAACGAGUUAAAAAUCACGUGUGUAAUAUUGAUUUGAAGAAUCGUUUUCUGAAUUGAGCAUCCCUAGCUCGAAUCGGACAUCGUACGAGAGCUUCUGGCGACCAUCGAUCGGCUUUUUGACAAGUACAAAGUACUCUGAUAACUUAUUUUUUGAAUUAUCGUAAACGAGAAGAAACCGAUCACGAGAGGAAUGCUAAUCAUAGAGGCGCGCCCUGUUCAAAUGUACGGUCGUUCGAGCGCGUCGGCGUCGGCGUCGCCUCGUCCCGCGCGUUCGCGUUCGAUCGAACGCAACUGGCAAAUCUGAGUCCGGAUUUACGAUUUGCUUCAUCGUAUUAAGUAUGAAAUUAUAAAAAUGGCAAAAAAAAAAAUGAAAAAAAAAAACACGAAAAACGAAGACUCUUGCGCUCUACGCAUAUAUAUAUUAUAUAUAUAUAUAUAUUAUAUAUAUAAAUGUAUGUGUAUGUGUGUGGGUGUGCCUAAAGAUUUUCUCUUCGGACUAUCUCUUUCACUCUAUAUUUACCGUCUUCUCGCCUUCUGAUCUCUGCCACGUGUUCCCGAUUGUAGACAAUUUUGGAGGGAAAACGGGGAGAGAGCGGAUCGCCAUGAUCGAUCGUUAACUGACGAAACGAUUCGACGCUCCGUCGAACGAGGAUUUAUUUCGAUUCGAUAGUCUUCGGUUUUUGUAGCAUUCUUCGUGCAUCUUUCAAUUUACGGUAGGCUAUACUGAUUCUUUUUAUAUGGAUCGUUUUACAGUUUCAGUAACGUAACAGAAACAUAAAUGCAAUAAUAAUAUAUAAGGAAAUGAUUUCUCUUAGGUCUUUUCAAAAAAGAGACUUAUUACACGUGUAAGUGUAAGUUACUCGAGUAAAGAAAGAUUCUGUUUGCUAAUUAUCAUGCUUGUUCGGUGUUUCCAACUUCGUUGCGAUUCUCUCAUUGACUAAACCGUUCUAAAUCUGCACAUUGUGUCGUAUCGUUAUUACUUAUUAAUAUCUACGAGUCAGUAACCUUUGAAACAGUCCUAUUACAACGACUACUAGUUCCUUAGUUUUUUCGUUUCUCAAAUAUGUCACGAAUACACAGAAAAUAUCGUCAGUUAAGGAUCGGCUGCGUUGUUUAACAAUUGUCUCUCUGUGUUCCGGUUGUACCUAUAAUACACAUAAAUAUAUAUAUAUAUAUAUAUUCCAUCGAUCGUUCCUCUUGAUAGAUGAAAGUCGCGAUGCAAUUACGCGUGUGCACGGCGCAUAUAUAUAUAUUUAUUAUAUUUGCAUAAACGGUGGCAAGCGAUCUCGUCGGCGACAGUAUACGAAAGUAUGUACGGACGUGUUCUACCAAUUUCCUUGGCAGGGAAUCGGAGAACGAACAUUGUACGAUUGCCUGAGGCUCGCACGGUUGAAUAUUUUUUUACGGUUCGAACGGACAGCGAGAGACGCGGAAUUUUUGGGCUCUGCACACUUUAAUCCGUGAACGAACGCUACAACGGUAAGGAUUUUAAAAACGAUUACACCGCGAACGCUUGCCACCGGGACAACCAACCCCUCUCCGUGCAUCUGCUCGACGGCGAUUCGUCGAGGAGCGUCGCGACGCUCAUCCUUAACACCGUCCCAAAGUUUGUCGACUGUUCUAUCGUACUUUAGAUUAAUAACAUUGAUACGUGCUCGUCGGACGCUCCUCUCCGUGAUUGUACAGUAAGUCAAACGUGUUACCAGUAACGACUCUUUAAAAAUUGCUUUUUCGAUAUUAGAAAUACCGAAACAUUUAUUUCUUUAAUACCGAGAUGAAUCGAAGACGUUAUAAUUGAUACUAAUAUGGUCGAAAGCAGUUUCUAUCGUUGAAGGUUCAUUCUGAACUUGAUGAGGGUCGAUAUUUCAAUGAUUAAAUCCCAGAAAUGCACAGUUUCUAAAAGGUCAUUCCAGGAGAAAAAAAUGUCUUCUUCGAAAUCAUUUCAAUUUGAUCUAUAGAAUUUUGUAUAUUUCUGAAUCUGUUUUUAAUCGUUUAGACGUUAUCACGAAAUCGCCUUUCUAGUCGCUCGUAUAAAAAGAAGCCGCUCGAAAAUAUUCAAUCCAGUUGCUUUAAACGUCGCCCUUAAAUUAGCGCAACCAAUUGACAUAAAUGACACGUUUGCGCACUCUACACACGCUACACCGACGAAUUCGCAUCGUGAUGCACACACGCACUCACACGUAUACGGAUUUCGAAGCCCGUGCACGCGCGUGUCGCGUACUCGUCUUCUGACGUACGUAACGAUCAAUCUUAAGGAUAUAAUUAACAAAAAAAAAAAAAAACAAAGUAAACGAAUAAACUUGUCGUCGCCAUUGUGAUUUAAGGUAGUAGAAUCCGCCCUGCGUCGUGUCACUCAAUAUGCAGAUUCAACCGGCGAGCCUGGUCUGUUUACUUAUAAUUCACAAUAAAGUGGCCAAUUGAUAUCGGCCACUCCGUAAUCAUCGUUAACAGUGCUUGUUCGGUUCUCAGUCGUUCAUUCAUCGCGGCUUCCGUUCCUUGAUAACCGGUAUCGUUUACGAUUCGCUGAACGAACGCUUCGUAAUUAUAUAUACAAUACGUAUCGUACAAUUCGUUUGACGGCGAAACAGAUCGUUCGGUGUGCAUCUGCAUCGAGGACUCUCGGGGCAACGUUUACCUGUUUGUAUUGCCAAAGUCACUAUUUGACUUUGGCGCGAUAAAGUCUUAAUAAAGGUUUCAUUAAAAUA